Messenger RNA from Zootermopsis nevadensis, 2228 nucleotides. Its product is annotated as V-type proton ATPase 16 kDa proteolipid subunit c. Lineage: Eukaryota; Metazoa; Arthropoda; Insecta; Blattodea; Termopsidae. Gene Ontology annotation, molecular function: proton-transporting ATPase activity, rotational mechanism. The record is from RefSeq and is a predicted model, not a curated record. Gene Ontology annotation, cellular component: proton-transporting V-type ATPase, V0 domain. Gene Ontology annotation, biological process: proton transmembrane transport.
UCUUUGGGUCUCACAGUCCUGCUUGUCAGCCAAUAGAAGCUCUGCAUACAGUAUAGCUGCACCUGAAAAUUUCUACUCAUCACAUGACCCAUACCGUUGUGUAGGCCAUAUUUGACAGUGGGCAGAUUAGUGCAAGGUAGAGAGUGAGUGCAUGAAGAUUGUUCUGUUGGCAUAUUAAGGAACCUGUAAAUACUCCACAUUAAAAUGGCGAUUGAUCAAGAACAUCCCGUGUACGGACCCUUCUUUGGUGUAAUGGGUGCCGCGUCGGCGAUCGUUUUCAGUGCCCUUGGUGCAGCAUAUGGCACGGCAAAAUCAGGCACUGGUAUUGCUGCUAUGUCAGUGAUGAGACCAGAACUUAUUAUGAAAUCCAUCAUUCCUGUAGUCAUGGCAGGUAUUCUCGCCAUCUACGGUCUGGUCGUGGCCGUACUGAUAGCUGGCGCACUAGAGGAACCUGACAAAUACUCUCUUUUCAAGGGGUUUGUCCACUUGGGCGCGGGGCUCGCCGUAGGAUUCAGCGGGUUGGCCGCCGGAUUUGCCAUAGGUAUCGUCGGCGAUGCCGGUGUCAGAGGCACGGCCCAGCAGCCCCGUCUCUUUGUGGGAAUGAUUCUGAUCCUCAUUUUCGCUGAGGUGUUGGGUCUUUACGGACUCAUUGUUGCCAUCUACCUGUACACCAAAUAAACUGUUGAUCCUUGUUAUGAGUUCCCAUCAUUCACGUGUAAGAAAAGUAAUUUGUUGCGGGCGGGCGGAAGUCACCUUAACAUGAUGGGUUUUGGCUGUAUUUCUCACCAUGAGUUGACUUCCAAGGCCACAUCCUCAUUUGUAAAAUAAUUAUCAUAGCCUAGUUUAAUUGGCACUUGAAUGGAAAGUAUCACUUUUUUUUUAUAUAAAUACUGGAUGUUAUAUACAAGCAUAUGUUCCCAUUCAGAGAUGUGUGUUGAUUAAAAGUUGAGCAGUACCGUCGAGUUUGUAGCUAUUUCGUGUGUCGCCAUCUGGGUUGAGCUCAGUGAGUGCGUUAACGUGCACAUAGUUCUAGAUAAGAUGUACAUUUGAAGUCAAUAUUUAUAAUGCAGAGUCCCGAUUGCGAUGUGAAUUGCGAAACAUUUGAACAACACAUUUCUUUUGUAGAGUGGUGGAUGAACAUUGCUUGAAUGAAUCUGUGUAUUCUGUAUCUUAUGAUGUCCUGUCUCGUGUUUUGUCUGGAGUGAGGAGAUUUGCUACAGAAUCGCCGCCACUCGCCACAGAUGAGAAGAGAGAACUGAUGUUAGUGUCUGUGGUCUAGCUUUUGGUGUGACUGAAAGUAAUUGUAGCUCUAUAAAUAAAUAUAAAGACACUCAUAACAAAACUUUGGUUGUAGUUGUAAAAGAAAUGCAAGAUAGAAGUUGGGUAGUUCACUUAUUUCCACAAAUAUUCUUAAAAUGGGGAAUGAGGGUUUAACAAUAUGUGUACAUUCCAUUUGCUGCUCUGCUGACGUCCGAGGUAUAGGGCGAUACAUCACCAUGAUUAAUGAUUUUCUGCUGGACAUCCACCGUAGGCGUGUUUCGAACUUGAAGACUUGGAUCGAGCGACUUCUGAGUAAUCGCGGGAAACCUUUAAGUUCUGGUAUUUGUGUAUGGUGUAUAUGUCUGACCCACGGACAGACCGUGUCGAUCUACUACCGUUACUGGCAAAAAUGAUUUUUCUUCCUUGUUGCCAAACUCAUGUUCAUAAUUUUUGUCGACACUGAUAAUCUUAUAUUGAGCAGUUGGUUUGGCUGUAGGUGGUAUAGUUUGGUCAGAAAGUUGUAAACAAAUUUAUUAUUUUGUGUAGAUGUGAACUGUGUAUUCCGAUACCAUUUACUGGUGUAAUUCUUGUAUGUUAGCAGGCAACCUGCUCUUUUUAGCUUCGGCACAAAUAUUUCAGACACGGUGUUUAAAAGCAGAAGAUUUCUGUGUUCUUCCACGUUUUAGCUGUGGGUUGGGGUGUAUUAAUUCUUUUCUUGACCCAAGAUUAUUUUGAAAAGCUUCACAUAUGGCUGUGCAUGAUAUUAUGUUUCACGUAAAAUCUUCAGCUGUCCGCAGCCGUGGUUUCAAGUAAGCGUAACAGUAGCUCUUGGGUAUGUAGUCUAGAGCACAUGAAAUGUUUUUAAACAACCUUAAAUUGAAAUUGUUUACCUGGUGUAUGAAUAGCACGUGUCUGUUAUUGGUGUAUGAAUGAGAUUAUGACGGAAAUAAAAAAAAUGAGAAAAUGAU